AUGACGACUCAGACGCGCAUAGCAACUACCUCUUCGAUUGCUCUGAGAGCGGUCUCAUACCUCUUUCUGAGAUGGUUUCCGGGUCCCGCUGCUGUACCCUUGAGCAUCUUUGCGCUUUUUGCAGUCUUUGCACCUUCCUUCGUCUCAGGAUACAUCAGUGAACCAAAGUACGAUGUUGUGGAGGAGGACGUCAAUGUCACUGUGAAAGAGCACAUCUCGGAAGGUGAACCAGUCAACGACCAUGUCGCUGCUCAGGAGGUCCGGAUCGAAGAGACCUUUACCGUCAAGGACAAGGCCAGUCCGUGGAAGACCCUUCUUUUUGGAACGCCUAGCUCUACCAGUCCUGUUCUUUCGGCUCUCACAUUCCUAACCAAUGUCAUCUUGGUUGCGAUGACUGCCGACUUCCUCCUACGCGUUCGUCACUAUCAUCCAGUCGACGAUUUGUCAUUUGUGCGUCUCGGCUACGUCUCACCUACCGAAGCCAAAUUCGUUUUGCGCGAGCCCGAUCAGACCAAAAUGCCUGUUACUCUGGAGAUUCACAUCAAAGAUCCGCAGCCGCCGUUCGACAACCCUCUUUGGCAAGUUGGCGGAGGAAUGAGAUACACGGACAACACAACGGACUUCACCACGACGCUCACCAUCCCCCUGAAGCACUCGCAGCAGAGAGUUUACGAGUGGCGUACCUCCAACAAUCACAGCGGCGAGUUCGUUGCGCCUCCGAGAGCGGGUCAGAUGUCGACCUUCGCGGACAACAAGUUCACCUUCCUCUCGACGUCGUGCAUCCUUCCACGGUUCCCUUACAACCCCUUCGAGCAUCCCCUUGCCAUCCCAGGCAUGCGACAUCUCGCCAAUGUGCUGCCGAAGCUCCAGGCUCAGUUCAUGUUGUUUCUAGGGGAUUUUAUCUACAUCGAUGUUCCCAAGCGUCAGGGCAAGAACGAAGAGGACUAUCGCCAAAAGUACCGACACGUCUAUGCCUCUCCGGACUGGGCUCCCGUUGCGCAGAACCUCAGCUGGAUCCACGUGCUUGACGAUCAUGAGAUUGGCAAUGACUGGUCGUCCAACACAACGGGCGUGUACCGUGCAGCCAUCGAGCCGUGGCAUCACUACCAGGAGCUCGCAAACCCCCCUCCAGCGCGUGUUGCCGGAACUAGCAACCUCCGAAGAGAGGGUGCGACUUACUUUGAAUUUGUUCAAGGGCCGGCAAGCUUCUUCAUGCUCGACACCCGCUCAUACCGAUCCGACAACGACCUUCCCUUUGAUAGCCCAGAGAAGACUAUGUUGGGUGCCCACCAGCUUGAGGAUUUCCUUGAUUGGCUCAAUCGACCAGAACCAAAGGGCGUAAAGUGGAAGAUUGUAGCUUCGUCGAUCCCACUAACCAAGAACUGGCCGAUCAACCGCAAGGACACGUGGGGCGGGUUUUUGUUUGAGCGACGCAAAGUUCUCGAAGCGAUGUGGGACGUGGGCGCAAGAGGCGUUGGUGUCAUCGUUGUAUCGGGCGAUCGUCACGAGUUCGCUGCUACCAAGUUUCCCCCGCCAGCAGGUGGAAGGUGGCCCGAGACUGCUGCCGCGCACGAAUUCUCGUGCAGCCCUCUGAACCAGUUUGCCUCGCCUCUUCCCAGCUACAGACAAAAUGAUGAUGAGGACAUUUCCCUAAAGUACAUUCACUCUGGCAACUCUAAGUUCGGCUCUCUCACCAUUGAGAACCUUGCCGAGGGGGAACAGAGCAGUCUCAAGUACAGCCUUUACAUCGAUGGUGAGGUGGCCUGGAAUACCAUGAUUCUAUCGCCUCCUCCGGUCAGCGGAGAGAAGACUUCGGCUUCGUUUUGGAACAAGUUGAAGGGAAAUUAG
Molecule: messenger RNA, 1848 nt
Organism: Colletotrichum higginsianum IMI 349063
Lineage: Eukaryota; Fungi; Ascomycota; Sordariomycetes; Glomerellales; Glomerellaceae
Product: PhoD-like phosphatase
Exons: 4
Coding region: 1-1848 (615 amino acids)
Source: RefSeq, a predicted model, not a curated record